AUGUUUCAGCUCAAGAAGCUGAAAUGGCUCUCGCUUCUCUCAAACGAUUUAUCUGGCGAAAUACCAGAAGAUAUUAGAAAUUGUUCGUCUUUGAUUCGGUUUCGAGUUAAAGAUAACAAGCUUACUGGGCCAAUACCGAGAGAGAUUGGGAACUUGGAAAAUCUGGAUGCCUUGGAUCUCGGAUCGAAUCAGUUUUUGGGAAAUGUACCGGCCGAGAUCUUAGGCUGCCGAAACUUGACGUACCUGGAUUUGCAUUCUAAUUUGAUCACCGGACAGUUUCCUGGCGAGUUAAGCAGCCUUGUUUCGUUGCAGUUUGCUGAUUUUUCGGAUAAUUUGAUUGAAGGUACUUGGCCAUUUCGUGCUUUUCCACCUAACAUUGUUUUCUUUUCAAUCUCAAGGAACAAUUUUAGUGGAGAGAUCCCUCACUGGAUUUGCAAUCUCAAUCUUAUCAACUACCUUGAUUUCUCUCAUAAUCAUUUUAGUAUGAUUCCUCCAUGUUUGGGAAACAUGAGUGACCUCAUAAAUUUGGAUCUGCGAAAUAACAACCUUUAUGGCACCAUCCCAAAAUUUAUAAAGUGCAGUAACUUGAGAAGUCUUAAACUAACUGGCAAUCAAUUAGAAGGGUCAUUGCCACGUUCAUUGGUCAAAUGCAAAAAAUUGAAAAUUCUAGAUGUUUCAAACAACAAGGUUAACGAUACAUUCCCUCGUUGGUUAGUAAAUCUUCCAGAGUUAAGGGUUCUCCUAUUGCGAUCAAACAACUUUCAUGGUUCAAUAGGCAAUCACAAGACUAAACUCUCAUUCCCUAAUUUGAGAAUCAUAGAUCUCUCUCACAAUAUGUUCCAUGGUCAUUUGCCAUCAAAUCUUUUCAAGAACUUAAUAGCCAUGAUGAAUGGGAGCGUGGAGAAAGGUAAACUGCAAGAUAUGGGUGAAGGUUAUCUACAAUAUAUGGAUUAUACUUAUUAUCGUGAUUCUAUUACCAUUGAUAUUAAUGAUUCUAUUACAAUUGAUAUUAAAGGGAAUUAUAUUGAUGUGGUGAAGAUCCAGACUCUAUUGACAACCAUUGAUUUUUCCAACAAUAGCUUCAAUGGAGAAAUUCCAAAGGUAAUUGGAAAGCUUGGAUCGCUCAAAGGGCUAAAUUUUUCACACAAUAAUCUUAUAGGUCAUGUACCUAUAUUAUUUGGAAAUUUAACUAAUCUUGAAUGGUUAGAUCUCUCCUCAAACAAGCUCACAGGUGACAUCCCUAUACAAUUGAUAGAUAUUACAUCACUAGCAAUUUUAAAUCUAUCAAAAAACCAUCUUGUGGGACCGAUACCUCAAGGUAAACAGUUCAAUACGUUUACAAAUGAUUCUUACAAUGGAAACUUGGGUUUAUGUGGAUUUCCGAUGACAAAAACUUGUGGCAAUGAUGAGGGACAACACCCACAACUAUCAUCAACCAUCCAAGAAGAUGAUUUUGAGUUUGCAAAUGGGUUUAAUUGGAAAGUUGUGUUGUUGGGGUAUGGAUGUGGAUUCAUGUUCGGAUUAAGUAUGGGUUAUCUUGUGUUCUCAAGUGAAAAUUCAAAAUGGCUAGCGAAUGGUGUUUAUGGAAAACGACACAACAAGGUGCGAAGAUCCAAGAAGAAUGCUCGUAGAAGAAUUAAUUGA
Molecule: messenger RNA, 1644 nt
Organism: Quercus robur (English oak)
Lineage: Eukaryota; Viridiplantae; Streptophyta; Magnoliopsida; Fagales; Fagaceae
Product: receptor like protein 22-like
Exons: 1
Coding region: 1-1644 (547 amino acids)
Molecular function (GO): protein binding
Source: RefSeq, a predicted model, not a curated record